Arabidopsis arenosa is the source of this 3865-nucleotide messenger RNA. The record is from the annotation of a GenBank genome assembly. Lineage: Eukaryota; Viridiplantae; Streptophyta; Magnoliopsida; Brassicales; Brassicaceae.
AGAGAAGUAAACUCGGCGAUUUCGAGCUUGUUCCCCGACGAGUUUGUUCCUGAUUCACCUUCCUCUGUUCGUCAAUCUCCUAACUUUAAAGAAUAUAGUGCCAGUUACACAAGCAAGUGGCAGAGGUGGUCGGAGGAACUUUGCUUCAAGUAACUCUUAUCAAGGUGAAACUUUGGUGAGAGGGAGAGUUUUUGUGAAAGAAAUCAAUGGAUUUAGAUUUUGAUGAUCAACCCUCGGAUCACGCUGCACCGGCAGUUAGGGCUGGUGCAAGGUUUAAACCAAAAGGUAGACCACAACCCAAGAAGAAGCAAGUCUCUCUUUCCACAUCCCAAACAACACUCUCUACCGAUGCUGCCAAGGAAAUACUCUCAACACAAAGCGAAGAUCCGGUUCCUCUAGACGGAUCACUGGAGAUUCCCAGCAAUGCUUUACCUUCUGAGACUACUGUGCCGGAUAGUGGAACCAUUAACAAAUCUACCAUUGGAACAGUAUCAGAAGAGAAUGUAGAUGUAUUCCCAAGAGGGGUUCAUUGGUCUGUGAAACCAUCUAUUCUUCGUGCUUGUAAUAACGUGAAUUUGGUGGGAAAAAGACGUGAUGAUGACAUAGAGGCGGCGACUUCAUUUCCUGAUGAUCCCAGAACACAAGAUUCUACAAUAUUUGGAGAUUAUGUGACUCCUGAAACCGGGGAAGACGAAGGUCGUGUGGACAUGGAAACUCUUGAUAUUGUACAGGAGGAAGGCACCACCAGUUCAUAUGUGCAACAUACUGGAAAGUUGCAACCAAAACCUAGAAUACUCGAUACUGUGGUUGAAGAACCUGAGCCUCAUUACUCCGCUGGUGAUACUGGUUAUUUUCCAAUGGGUACGAACGAGUCUGAGUUUAUGGUCAAUGUGGAAUCAAGAAACGGUUUCAGUACUUAUGGAGAUACUCAAGAAGAAGAACUUAAUAUUCCUGAAGCCCCCAGAGAAAUGGUUCAUGAGAUGGAGGCGCGAAAUGCUUCUGGCGGAUGGGAACACGAAGAACAGGGUGUAUCCCCUUGUACAAACAAUACAGUUACAGGAGAAGAAGAAAAUUGUUUGGGGAAAACAGUAGAAGAACAGUCUGGAAAAGAAAGCAAAACUGGAAAAUCGAAGAGAGCUACUUCUCGAAAGCGGAAAAAGACAAGUGAAGAACCAAAUAAGUCUAGCGAAAAAACAGAGCAGAAGAAGUUCAAGCAUUCAAGUCGUCGACAAAAAAGAACACUGGAGAAGGAAUUGCUUGAAACCCCGGAUGAUGAAAUCAGAUCUCUGCCUCUUAGAGAUAUGCUUCGCCUUGUCGAAUAUAAAGAAUGGAUGGAGAAAAAGGAAGCAAAGGGAGCUGGUGUGCAACCUAGCCAAGAAAGUAAUAUGAAUGCAUCAGAGAGCCAGUAUCAUUCUCAAGGUUUUGACGACGAAGAUGAAUUUGGUGAAUUUGGUGUAGAGUCGAGCGAAAAUCAAGAAAAUAAUGUAGUUAAACCGGAUUCACCGGUUAACUAUCAAACCUACAUGAACAAGACUUCAAGAACUCGAUGGUCAAAGCAAGAUACAGAACUCUUCUAUGAGGGAAUUCAGGAGUUUGGGAGCAAUCUAUCGAUGAUACAACAGCUGUUUCCUAAUAGAACACGUGAACAGAUGAAGCUCAAAUUCAAAUUGGAGGAACGCCGAAAUCCAUUGAAACUUAAUGAUGCAUUAUCAAGUCGCUCAAAACAUUUUACUCAUUUCAAGAACGUGAUUAAGAAGCUUCAACAAGAAGCCGCGGCUGCAAAAGAAGCUGAAGAAGAAGAAGCUGGAACCGAGGCAGAGACACCUGAUGUUCCCGAGAAUGAGGAGCCGGAGAAGUCUGAGGAGACGGAGCGAGCCAGUGAUGGAGGAGCAGCUGGAGUUAAAGAAUCGGACGGUGGGGAUAUUGAGAAUGGCGUGAGAUCGGACGGUGGAGAUGAAUCGCGAGAGUUUUGCUUCAUUCGGAAUCUUAAGAUGUCAGGUCAUGUUGAUCGAUUCGCAAUACCAUGUUUUGAGGGAAUAUUGAGCAGUGAUGAGAAAAAAGAAAGAAAGUCUGAUUUUGAGAACUCGGAAGAUGAGAGGAGAACAAGAAUCGGUUCGUUGAAGAAGAAAGCAAUCAAUGCAUCUACCAAGUUCAAACAUUCUCUCAAGAAGAAGAGAAGAAAAAGUGAUGUCCGGGUUAGUUCUGUCUCUAUCGAAGAUGUUCGUGAUGUCGAGGAGCUUCAAGCGGUUGAUGAGUUUAGACAAGCAUUGGUAAUGGACGAGUUGCUUCCCCAUAAACACGAUGACUAUCACAUGAUGCUGAGGUUCUUGAAGGCUAGGAAAUUCGACAUUGAGAAAGCUAAGCACAUGUGGGCAGAUAUGAUCCAGUGGAGGAAGGAAUUUGGUACCGACACUAUUAUUCAGGAUUUUCAGUUUGAAGAGAUUGAUGAUGUUCUGAAAUAUUACCCGCACGGUUAUCACAGUGUUGAUAAAGAAGGCAGGCCUGUGUAUAUUGAAAGGCUAGGGAAAGUUGAUCCUAACAAACUGAUGCAAGUUACUACCCUUGAUCGAUAUAUAAGAUAUCAUGUUAAGGAGUUUGAGAGGAGUUUUAUGAUCAAGUUUCCUGCCUGCACAAUUGCUGCAAAGAAGUAUAUUGAUUCAAGCACCACUAUUUUGGACGUCCAAGGAGUGGGGCUGAAGAACUUCACAAAGUCUGCUCGUGAGCUUAUUACACGGUUGCAGAAGAUUGAUGGAGACAAUUAUCCUGAGACGCUCCACCAAAUGUUUAUCAUCAAUGCAGGGCCAGGAUUCCGUCUGCUUUGGAGCACUGUGAAAAGCUUUCUAGACCCCAAAACAACUUCUAAGAUUCAUGUACUCGGAUACAAGUAUCAGACUAAAUUGCUUGAGGUUAUUGAUUCCAGCGAGUUGCCUGAAUUCUUGGGAGGUGCAUGUACUUGCGCAGAUCAGGGUGGUUGUAUGCUUUCUGAUAAAGGGCCUUGGAAAAAUCCAGAGAUUGUAAAGAUGGUACUUCAUGGGGGAGCUCACCGUGCGAAGCAGGUGGUGAAAGUUCUUAACAGCGAGGGGAAAGUCAUUGCUUAUGCUAAGCCGUCUUAUCCAUGGAUAAAAGGAAGUGACACAUCAACUGCAGAAUCAGGUUCUGAAGCUGAAGAUAUCGUUGUGUCUCCAAAAGCAGUAAAGAGUUAUUCCCACCUCCGCUUGACCCCUGUUCGUGAAGAGGCAAAGGUAGGCUCUGGUGAAACGAGUUUUGCCGGUAGUUUUGCAGGUUAUGAUGAGUAUGUUCCAAUGGUUGACAAAGCUGUUGACGCCACCUGGAAGGUUAAACCCACCGCCAUCAACAGGGCUCCUUCUAAAGGAGCUCAUAUGCCUCCAAAUGUCCCAAAGGAUCAUGAAAGCUUCAGUGCUCGUGUCCUAGUAAUUUUCAUGGCUUUUGUGAUGGCGAUUCUCACAUUCUUCCGCACAGUAUCAUACCGUGUUGUGACUAAGCAGCUUCCACCGCCUACAAGCCAACCGCAAAUUGAAGGAAGCGCUGCUACAGAGGAAGCUGAUCUCCUCAAUUCAGUGCUGAAGAAAUUAACCGAACUUGAGGAGAAAAUUGGAGCGCUCCAGUCAAAGCCAUCUGAGAUGCCUUAUGAGAAAGAGGAACUGCUUAAUGCAGCUGUCUGCCGUGUAGACGCCCUUGAAGCCGAGCUCAUAGCCACUAAGAAGGCUCUUUAUGAAGCUCUGAUGAGACAAGAAGAAUUACUCGCUUACAUUGACCGUCAAGAGGCAGCUCAGAACCAGAAGAAGAAGAAGAGGAAGCAAAUGUUCUGUUUCUAGAAGAAGAAGAAUCAAAUGUUUGUUUCUAG